UUGUUGGCCAUGUACUGUCGUAUUGGCCGAGGUCGUUGCAAUAGCUCUCGGCUAAAUACAAAAUUAAUUUUUCUUUUAUCUGCGUUUUCAGAUUAUGAAAUCAGUUAUGCUGGAUUCGAAGCAAUAGCUUUUGCUGGUCAUUGCGUUAAAGACGAGGAUUCUAGUGAACUCUGCAGUAAGACCAUUGAGGGCGUUCGUAAAUACGUUACUGCAAUUCAAGAAGAGGACGAUGCCACUGUUGAUAAAAUGGAGAACAUUUUCCUGAACUACGGCGAACAAUUCAAAUGUGGAGUGUUAGGUCAUAUAAGGGAUGAAGUAUUCAGAGCACUUACGCGAUGUGACACAAUCACCCAUAAGGUAAUCUCGGAAAACAUAGAAAUUAUUCUUGGCAUUAAUGACAUGGUUACUGACCACUGUGGAAGACGUAAUUCUGAGCUGGCUGAAAUGGAAGCAGGUUUUGAACAAGAGAAUAAAAGGAAACUUUUGAAGCAGGCGUUAUUUGAUCUUCACAAAAAGAAGUAAAUACUUCCAAGUUCCAAUCAUGCUGGCAAGAAAUCGACCAGAAUUUGCUAUACAAUGACCAGUUGCAUUUGAAACUUUCGAUGAUUUCUUAUUUAAAUGUGAAGUUACUCUUUAUAAUUAAAAGCAUCAUAUUGCAAAGAACACUCAAAUGAAUUGUUUCCAUUUUGAACUUUUUAAUGACUGCUUAAAUAUAGAUAACAUUACUUCUUGCCAGUAAGCGAUUUUGAGACGAAAACAGACACGCAAAAUGGACAUGAGUCAGAAACAAAAAAAAAAUUAAAUUCUGCUUUGGGAAGGGCAUACCAUGCAACACGACAUGUUAAAUAUUUGGUUACAGUAAAAUGCAAAACAUUUUGGUGUAUCAUUUUACAAAACAAAUCUGUAAGUAUAUAUGGGUAUUAAGUUAACAAUACAAUUACAUUGAAAUACCCAAGAAACAGGUCCGUUUAAAUUUCAAGUCGGACUGUUAUUCGAUUACUUUAAUUACUAUACUAGCUAGUGAUGUGAAACUUUUAACAGGAACAGUGACUUCUAUACUCAAGUUCUGGAAACCCUCUAAACGAUUUUUAUAACGAUACUAUGGUUUUUUCAAACUUUCAUAGAAACAUUGAACACUAAAUAAACAAUUUGCAGAAACUUUAAAAGAAACAUUUCGUAAUAACUUUGGCAAAAAAAGUUUUCUUAAAACUUUUAUGCAGAGAAUUAUAUCUUAACAAUUAUUUUCUCUCUUUAUAUAGUUCAGAAACCAGUCAAACUUUCUGUUUUGCUGCAACAUGUACAUGUUUAUUUUUAGAGGAAUAAAGUAAAGUGUUGCAUGGUACCUUUUUCAGCUUCUUUUACUAUGUUAUGUUUUUUUCUGUCCACAUGUUGUUAUAUUUUGGUUUUUUAUAUGUAUGAUUGUUACCAAUAGUUUUAUAUAGAGCUAUAUAUGUUAUUCGGUUUGCGUUGAAUACGUAACAGUCUACCCCUUAUUAUUUAAGGCAUCGAAUCUGUUAAUUAAAACGUUUUCCUGUCUGUUUGGUGUGGUUUGUCCUGAACAAAAUAAUACUAUAUCGUAAGUUUUGCAUUAUUUAGACUAGAAAAUCUACUGUUUAAUCCACAUUUUCCGUAACAAAUUUGUUUCCCUAGAUUUUAAACAAAAACAUCUGCAGGAUUUUUGAAUUGUCAGUUUAUCUAAACUAAAUGUAAAUUUCGACCAAUCUGGACACCAUAAAUAAUUUAUUUAAAUUUUGGAUAAUUUGUUGAUGGAUAGUUAUAUGUGCAUGUCUUAAAUAGCGUGAAUGUAAAAUUUCAAUGAAAGAAAAUGUAAACUCUAAACAAUAAUGUAAACAUUUCUAAACCGAUAUUUUAAAAAAUUGUGUUUUGUCCGAUUUUUACAAUGGGAAUAAGACAUUUUUUGUGGCCAUAGAAUUAACACUUAUCGAUUAUUACCACCUUACUGACCACCAAAUUGAGUAGUAGUUUGUAAUUGACAGGCAGAAUGCUACAUUAUCAUAUACUUAUAAAAGACUUCUACGAACGAACCCAGCAGAAUUCUAAAUUCGACGAAAAGAAAAUAUCAAUUAUAAUUCAAAUGAUUUAGUAAAUGAUAGAGAUCACAAAAUAUUAUGGUACAGUUGUACGACAGUUUGUUUUUCCAAGGCAGAACACCCACGUAUCAGACUGUACUUGUUUCAAAAUACAUGAUAUCGAAGUUUACAUUUAUAAGAUAUGACUAAUUUUUGUAUCAGAAGUUUGUGUGUAUACUAGGAUUGUCCCAUGUGAAUUUGUCUUCGUUCUGUUUUCCUUUUCUAAUAAACUUCUUCAUGCUUUUGA
This is a messenger RNA of Mercenaria mercenaria, 2337 nucleotides long. RefSeq lists its product as uncharacterized. The transcript has 6 exons. Bases 10 to 522 code for a protein of 170 amino acids. The record is from RefSeq and is a predicted model, not a curated record. Lineage: Eukaryota; Metazoa; Mollusca; Bivalvia; Venerida; Veneridae.